AUUUACGGCAAAUUGCGCUAGAUAAACUAUUCUCUAUCUGCUACCGGAAAUUGUCCUAACAUAAACAAAAACAACGUGAGAAGAAAAAAAACGAAAGUAAAAUGAAGAAGCAGGGGAAAAAAGGAAAACCAUCUAAAAAAGAUAAUUCAUAUGACAAUGAAUCUGAGGAAGAAAUUGGAGAUAUAUUCACAGAUGAAAUUAAUGAAUUUACAGAAGCAAAAAACAAGGUUGACUUGGAGGAAAAGAACAGUGAGAGUGAAGAGGAGGAAGAGUUGUUUGGUCUAUUGAAUGAGGAAGAUGAAAGUGAUGAAGAGUUAGAUGAUUGGUCCAAGCGUCUGAAACAGAUCAAGUUCCAAGCCAAAUUAGAGAAGAAGCGAUCAUUACCAGGAGAUGGGCCAGAGAAGUCUUGGGGAAACAAGCGUGGAGUUUUCUAUGGAUCAGGAGUGAAGAGGAAACCAAAACAAACUGCCAGUGAUGAAGAAGAUGAGUGGACUAUGGAGGAGAAAGAGAUAGAGAAGUUACAGAAAAGGUUAGAUGAGGAUGUGGAUGAGGAUGAUUUCAUUUUACCCUCACUGACCAAGAAAAUAAAAGAAGAAUCAAAUGAGUUCACAAUUAAAAGAGAUUUGACUGCACAGGAGAAAGAAGAAUUUAAGAAAAAAAUUCACCCUGAGGCAGAACCCUUGAGAGAAGAACUGAAUAAAUGUAUAGAAGAGUUAGAAAGCUUGAAAGAAAAAAAAGGCUGGAAAUAUGAGAGCAGAGAAACAUGUUUUAGAUUACUGGCUGGCAACAUUGCCUUCUAUUUACACUUGAUUGAGUCAGACGAGGAAUGCCGUGGACACCCGGUUAUUAAAAGAAUUGUCCAACUGAAAAAGCUGGCUAAAAUGUAUGAGGCCAUUCCUGAGGAGCAAAUGGAAGCCAGCGAUGCCAGUGGUGAUGAGUCAACAGAUGAUGAAGAUGUCAAACCAAAUAAUUCAAUAAAACGUCAGAGGCUUGAUCUGACUGGAAGUGAAGAGGAGGAUGAUGACAUUGAUGAUGAUGAUGAGAAAGAGAAGGUAGAAGAAAGUGAAGAGAAGGAACCAGAAAACAGACCCAUUGGCUAUGAGAUUAUGAAAAACAAACCCAAGAAGAAAACGGCUCCGAAUAACCCGCGUGUUAAACACAGGGAAAAGUUCAGGAAAGCUAAGAUCCGCAGGAAAGGAAAGUAUCGAGACUAUCGACCUGAAAUCAACAAGUAUCAAGGUGAGGCAUCAGGAAUCAGGGCAGGAAUCAUCAGAAGUGUUCGUCUCAAAUAAAAAAAUUCAUUGAAAGUUUGUGUAACUUUACUUAGGUUUGUACAUACUUUAUGGGAAAUUCUUCUAAACAUUGAAAAACAUAUUAAACUAUUUGAAUUGCCAAA
Molecule: messenger RNA, 1396 nt
Organism: Biomphalaria glabrata
Lineage: Eukaryota; Metazoa; Mollusca; Gastropoda; Planorbidae
Product: something about silencing protein 10-like
Exons: 14
Coding region: 102-1292 (396 amino acids)
Biological process (GO): maturation of SSU-rRNA from tricistronic rRNA transcript (SSU-rRNA, 5.8S rRNA, LSU-rRNA)
Cellular component (GO): small-subunit processome; nucleolus
Source: RefSeq, a predicted model, not a curated record